AUGUUUUUUAUUCAAUAUUUAAGAAGUUCAAUUAAAAUUGGUGCUCAUGGUGCUUAAAGAUUAGGUUCUGGUUUAGGAAAGUGCACUAAUCUCUCAAAUUUGACACUUUAUCUUUAAUUUAAUAUUAUUGGUCAAACUGGUGCAUCAGGAUUAGGUUCUGGUUUAGGAAAUUGCACUAAUCUCUCAAAUUUGACACUUGAUCUUGAAAAUAAUGAAUAUGUUAAAGAAGGUACAAUUUGUGAUAAAGGAGCAUCAGACUUAGGUUCUGGUUUAGGAAAGUGCACUAAUCUCUCAAAUUUAACACUUCAUCUUUCUAAUAAUUUAAUUGGUGCAAUUGGUGCAUUAGGCUUAGGUACUGGUUUAGGAAAGUGCACUAAUCUCUCAAAUUUGGCACUUCAUCUUGAUAGAAAUUAAAUUGGCGAUGAAGGUGCAUCAGGCUUAGGUUUUGGUUUAAGAAAGUGCUUUAAUCUCUCAAAUUUGAAACUUAUUCUAUUUCAAAAUAAAAUCAAUGAUAAAGGCGCAUCUGGGUUAAGUUCUGGUUUACGAAAGUGCACUAAUCUCUCAAAUUUGAAACUUUAUCUUUAAGACAAUUUAAUUGGAGAUGAAGGUGCAUCAAGAUUAUGUUCUCGUUUAAGAAAGUGCACUAAUCUCUCAAAUUUGACACUUAAACUUAAUAAGAAUUAUAUUUGUGAGGAAGGUGCAUCAAAUUUAGGUUCUGGUUUGGGAAAGUGCACUAAUCUCUCAAAAUUGACACUUUAUCUUGAAGAAAAUUAAAUUGGUGAUUAAGGUACAUCAGACUUAGGUUCUGGCUUAGGAAAUUGCACUAAUCUUUCAAAUUUAACACUUGAACUUAGUGAAAUUGGUGCAAUUAGUGCGAUUGGUGCAUUAGGUUUAGGUAAUGGUUUAGCAAAGUGCACUAAUCUCUCAAAUUUGGCUCUAAUUCUUUAUAAAAAUUAAAUUGGUGAUGAAACUGCAUCAUGCUUAGGUUCUAGUUUAGGAAAAUGUGUUUAAAUCUCAAACUUGACACUUAAUCUACACGAAAAUUAAAUUGGUGUAAGAGGAGCAUCUAAAUUAGGUAAGGGUUUAAGAAAAUGCUCUAAUCUCUCAAAUUUAUCUCUAAUUCUUUCGAGAAAUUAAUUUGGCGAUGAAGGUGUAUCAUCUUUAGGUUCUCGUUUAAGAAAGUGCACUAACCUCUCAAAUUUGACACUUUAUCUUGAGUCUAAUAAAUUUGGUGAUGAAGGUGCAUCAGGCUUAGGUUCUGGCUUAGGAAAGUGCCCUAAUCUCUCAAAUUUGACUCUUUAUCUAAGUGAAAAUUAAUUUAGUGGUGAAGGUAUAUAAGGUUUAUGUUCUGGUUUAGGAAAAUGCAUUAAUCUCUAAAAUUUGACACUUAAUCUUGAGGAAAAUGAAAUUGAUGAUAAAGGUGUAUAAGGCUUAGGUUUAGGUUUAGAAAAGUGCAAUAAUCUCUCAAAUUUAACACUUUUUCUUCAGGAAAAUUAAAUUGGUGUAAUUGGCGGAUUAAGCUUAGGUUCUGGUUUAGGAAAGUGCACUAAUCUCUCAAAUUUAACACUUUAUCUAUCUGGAAAUGAAAUUGGCGAUGAAGGUACAUCAGGAUUAGGUUCUGGCUUAGGGAAGUGCAUUAAUCUCUCAAAUUUGUAUCUUGAUCUAGGUGCAAAUAGAAUUGGUGAUAUAGGUGUAUAAGGCUUAGGCUCUGGUUUAGGAAAAUGCACUAAUCUCUCAGAUUUAAGCCUUAAUCUACAUAUAAAUUAAAUUGGUGAUAAAGGUGUAUCAGGCUUAUGUUUUAGUUUAAGAAAAUGUGUUAAUCUCUCAAAUUUGACCCUUAAUUUUUAUAGAAACUAAGUCAACAAAUAAAAAUAUAUUUUGAAAGAAAAAUGCCUUAAAUAUAAAAGAUUAGUUGCAUUAUAAAUAUAAAAGUGA
Molecule: messenger RNA, 1935 nt
Organism: Tetrahymena thermophila SB210
Lineage: Eukaryota; Ciliophora; Oligohymenophorea; Hymenostomatida; Tetrahymenidae
Product: kinase domain protein
Exons: 21
Biological process (GO): nucleocytoplasmic transport; activation of GTPase activity
Cellular component (GO): nucleus; cytosol; perinuclear region of cytoplasm
Molecular function (GO): GTPase activator activity; small GTPase binding
Source: RefSeq, a predicted model, not a curated record